AUGGUAACUGUUGAAGAGUUCAGAGAGCUGAAAAAGCAAAAGAAGCAGCUGGUUGGAAUUAUCAACGGAAUCGCUCAUUUUAGCCAAGCUUUCGAGAAGGGGAAACACGAACCGCAGAUUGAUGUACGCCUGGAAGCCAUCGAAGAAGCCGUGAAAAAGUUCUACAGUGUGCGUCAAAAAUUGAAAUCUUCUACGAAGAGCAGGAAACUGAAGGAAACCCGUCGGAGAACACUCGAGCGGAACGAGAAAUGCCGGGGGUUUUAUUUCGAUAUUUUGCUGACCGGGAGAAGAAAAUUGUUCGAGUGCGGUCCAACGCUGCAAGAGACGGUCUUCGGUUGGGUCGUGUCCGGAAGAGUUCCCAAAGCGCCAAGCAUCGUACCCGCGGCCACCAGUUACGUCAGCUCUACAGCUGAUCUACAAGAAAUGAUCUCCAGAUUUUGGGAAUUAGAUGCAUGUCAUGUGAAUCGCACACAUUCGGUGGAAGAAGCAGCGUGCGAAGAAGUGUUCACCAGAACCACAGUACGCGAUCAAGAAGGCAGGUUUGUAGUAACGCUGCCAAAGAAAGACCAUAUGUUGGAACGUCUAGGAGAAUCCCGAAGCAUAGCCAUGAAGCGGUUCAUCGGCUUGGAGAAGCGAUUCAGCGGGAACAAGCAGUUGAAGGAGGCCUAUAAGGAAUUCAUCCACGAAUACAUCCUAAUGGGCCACAUGAAAGAAGUCGAUGGUGAACAAGUCGUUGGGAAUCCGGUGUAUUACAUGCCGCACCACGCUGUGUUGCGGCCCGAGAGUACAACAACCAAGUUGAGAGUCGUGUUUGACGCGUCGUGCAAAACUUCAAGCGGAAUAUCGCUUAACGACGCUUUGAUGGUGGGACCAGUAGUCCAAAAUGAUCUAAUCUCCACAAUCCUCCGAUUUCGCCUCAACCGUAUUGCGGUCACGGCUGACGUUGCAAAAAUGUACCGCAUGGUUCGAGUGCAAGAAGAAGAUCAAGGUCUGCAGCGCAUUCUGUGGAGAGACACACCAGAGGAACCAGUGAAGACAUUCGAGCUGCUCACAGUCACGUACGGCACCGCGAGUGCCUCGUAUCUGGCCACAAGAUGUGUGAAGAAAUUGGGAGAAGACAACAGUUUGACACAUCCGAGAGGACUUUUAUGUCGACGACAUGCUGUCAGGUGCAAACACGGUAAACGAAGCUCGAAAGCUGAUGACGGAAGUGAUUCAGUUGACCGACACGGCAGGUUUCACCUUGAGAAAGUGGAAUUCGAACUCAGCAAGGCUACUUGCUAA
Molecule: messenger RNA, 1284 nt
Organism: Armigeres subalbatus
Lineage: Eukaryota; Metazoa; Arthropoda; Insecta; Diptera; Culicidae
Exons: 2
Coding region: 1-1284 (427 amino acids)
Source: RefSeq, a predicted model, not a curated record